UAUAAAAUCGAAGACAAUGUUAGGGAAAACCAUUCCCUGCAUCAGUUUAUUUUUGCAAAUAUCGCUGACAUUCGGUGAUUAUCCAUUUAGAAAUGUUUCACUUCCUUGGUCUGAGAGAGUAGAUGAUUUGGUUGGGAGGUUGACUUUAGAUCAGAUUGUCCAACAGCUUGCGCGAGGUGGUGCAGGAGAAAACGGGGGACCCGCCCCCGCCAUCGAGAGCUUAGGUAUCGGACCCUAUCAGUGGAAUACAGAGUGUCUGAGAGGAGACGUAGAAGCAGGGAAUGCCACCUCUUUUCCCCAGGCUAUUGGGCUUGCUGCUGCUUUUAGUAAGGAUCUCAUCUAUAAUGUAUCAAAAGCAGCAGCCACUGAAGUGAGAGCAAAACACAAUGAUUUUGUGAAUCGAGGGAUUUUCACUGACCACACGGGACUCAGCUGCUUCAGUCCGGUGGUCAACAUUAUGAGACACCCGCUGUGGGGCAGAAAUCAGGAAACAUAUGGGGAGGAUCCAUACCUUUCUGGGAUGUAUGCCCACUCUUUUGUCCAGGGACUUCAGGGAAGUAAUGAUAGAUACAUACAGGCCAAUGCGGGCUGUAAACAUUUUGAUGCCCACGGUGGCCCAGAAGAUAUCCCAGUGUCCAGAAUGGGUUUUGACGCAAAGGUUUCUAUACGAGAUCUGAGACUCACCUUCCUACCAGCAUUUAAAAAAUGUGUAGAAGCUGGAGCUUAUAGCCUUAUGUGCAGUUAUAACAGAAUAAAUGGAGUACCAGCAUGCAGUAAUGAUCUUCUCCUGCUAGAUGUUUUAAGAGGGGAGUGGAACUUUACUGGAUAUGUGGUCAGUGAUGAGGGAGCCAUAGAAAACCAAAUCACCUUCCAUAAAUACUACAAUAACACAAUAGAUGCUGCUGCUGGGUCAGUGAAUGCUGGGUGUAAUCUUGAGCUGUCAGCAAAUCUAAAGGACCCUGUCUUCAUGAGCAUUGGUGAUGCAGUUAAGAGUGGAAAGUUGGAGGAGUCAGUAGUUCGAGAUCGAGUAAAACCUUUAUUUUAUACCAGAAUGAGGCUGGGAGAGUUUGAUCCCCCUGAGAUGAACCCUUAUUCAUCUGUCAAUCUAUCUGUUAUCCAAAGUGAAGAACACAGGAACCUGUCUCUCACAGCAGCAGCCAAGUCCAUGGUUUUGUUGAAAAGGCCAUCAAAGUUUGGUAGGGAGCAUCUGAUUGGUGGAUUUCUUGCAGAAAGAAUGGCAGUUAUUGGACCAAUGGCAAACAACAGUGACCAAAUGUUUGGUGACUAUUCACCUACAACAGAUCCCAAGUUUGUGAAAACUCCUCUGAAAGGCCUCUCAGAACUGAACUUUUCUUUGAACUACGCAGCUGGCUGUUUAGAUGGUACUCCGUGUCAGAACUACUCACAAGAGGACAUUAAGACAGCACUUGUAGGGGCGGAUCUAGUGGUGGUGUGUUUGGGAACAGGCAAAGGACUAGAAAGUGAGAAUGUUGAUAGAAAAGACAUGGCCUUACCAGGGAAACAACUCCAACUUCUUCAGGAUGUAGUUGCAAUGACUGACAAAGCGGUGUACCUAUUGGUGUUCUCGGCGGGGCCUGUGAACAUCACCUGGGCUGAGGAGAGUGAAAGAGUGCUGAUUAUCAUACAGUGUUUCUUCCCUGCCCAAGCCACAGGAGAGGUCGUUAAGCAAGCCCUCAUUAUGAAAGAUGGGAGGUUUAAUCCAGCAGGGAGAUUGCCCUAUACCUGGUACAAAUAUGCUGAACAGAUUCCCUCCAUGACCGACUAUUCCAUGAACAAGAGGACCUACCGCUAUUUUACGGGUGUACAACUCUAUCCUUUUGGUUAUGGCCUCUCCUAUUCGACCUUUGUCUUCAGUAAGCUGUAUUUUGUGUCUAAGGUCAAAGCAGGGGAUCCUAAUGUUGUACAGGUCCGAGUAUUCAACAAGGGUCCAUUUGAUGGGGAUGAGGUAUUUCAAGUAUACAUAAAAUGGUUAUCUACAAAAGAAAAGAUGCCUCGCCUUCAGUUAGUGGCAUUUGAGAGAGUAUUCAUUAAGAACCUGCAGUAUGUAGAUAUCACCGUCCCUAUAGAAGCCCAGAGUAUGGCAGUGUGGAGAGACGGUGUAGGAUUUGUCAUUGAACCAGGGUUGAUACAGUUAUAUGCUGGUGGCCAACAACCAGAUCAGAAAGUGACCGUUCCGUCCAACAUCUUACAAGGAGAGUUUGAAAUAAUCGGGGAAAAAAUUCUGUCUCCACAAUAAUAGUUAAAUCAUAUCUAUUGUAAUUUUACAAGCUAAUGCUUCUACAGCUUGUUAUACUUAAAAUGAAAUUGAAAUCCUGUAUGAAACUAUGAUUCUAUUUGUAAUACUAUGAAACAUAUUUACAAAAAUGAAGAACCAGUUUAAGUAGUGUUGGAUGAGGAUUGAAAUGCCAGUUUUUGUCUUCCAUAGAAAGACCUACUGGAUAUUUUUUUAAUGAAUACUUAUAAUUUGUUUUCUCAAUGAAAUGUUCUUAAUGCUUAGUAUAAUUUUUUUUUUACCCAAUGGGUUGAGUGAAAGAGUUAGUCUUGCCAUGAGUGAUAUAAAGCCUUUUUAUUCUUACUCUUAAUGAAAGCUUUUGUUUUUGAUUUCUUAUGAUGAAGCUGUGAUAAAUUAAACACAUUCCAUUGAAGUUUUAAGUGCCAUUUCAUGAAUUUUAGUGCAAUAUCUAAACAGUACAUGGUUGUUUUGUAAUAUGUAUCACCUAGUAUAAUGUCUCAUGCUUUUAUGUAGUAUCUACAUGUAUACAAAUGUUUUAUAUACAUGUACUAUGAAAAUACAAUCAGGAAGUUAUACAUACAGUUAAUUUUGGUAUCUCAAACUCUGAUAUCUCAAAUACAAAAAAUAUGUUGAAGUGAUUUAAAAGUCCCAACCACUAUUUUCUUAUAGUAUUUUCACAUCAAUAUCUUAAACCUUGAGAUAUCUCAUUUUUUUCCAAAUCCCAUUGACUUUGAGAUAUUGAGAUACAUGUAUGACGUACUGUAUACAAUACUUAAUAUAUGAAAUAGAUUUAAUGUAUAUGCACCAUGUAUGAUUGUGUAAUUUUGAUGUAUAUUAGAUACAUGUAUGUAUACAUGUAUUUCAGCCAGUUGUGAAAAAGUACAGGUAUUAGUACUUCAAGUCUUUGUAACGUACAUGUGUAACAUUGUGAAUUCAAACAAAAAAUGUUUUGUACCAUUUUUUUUACCUUCAAUUUUUGCAGCACUUCAGUGUUGCAAUAUUACCAAUCUCAUAAGUGUGGUUAUACAUCAAGAUGUACAUAUAUUUAAAGUAAGAUUUUCAGUGCUGUACAUUUUUUUUAUUGCUCAGUCAUAAAUUAUCAAGUGUAGGUUAUGUUUACUGUAAACAUACCUUUUUUCAUUGGGGUUAUAAUUCCAGACAAUCACAUUUUCUGUUCAAUCAACAGGUGGAAAAUUAUGCAGAUUUUUGGAUUGACAUUCUAUGUUUUAAAUGCACUUUUAAGUACACUGUGACAAAUUUCCAUAAGAAAAAUGUGACCAUAUACAUAGUGUAAAUUCCAUGUUGGAAAAUAUACAUCUACAGCAUUUCAAAUUUGUUUUACUUACAUUUUUGUUAUUUUUUAAAUAACAUUGAGUAUGUAUUUAAACAAUCAUGUACACAUUGAUGUAUAAUUAUACACACAACUUGUUUUUUAGUACCGGUAAUUAUGAGUAUAUUAAAGUGACUUUAUGAAUCCAAAA
Saccostrea echinata is the source of this 3735-nucleotide messenger RNA. RefSeq names its product xylan 1,4-beta-xylosidase-like. Gene Ontology annotation, molecular function: alpha-L-arabinofuranosidase activity; xylan 1,4-beta-xylosidase activity. Gene Ontology annotation, biological process: arabinan catabolic process; xylan catabolic process. Lineage: Eukaryota; Metazoa; Mollusca; Bivalvia; Ostreida; Ostreidae. Gene Ontology annotation, cellular component: plant-type cell wall. The coding region runs from base 17 to 2257 and encodes 746 amino acids. The transcript has 13 exons. The record is from RefSeq and is a predicted model, not a curated record.